This is a messenger RNA of Benincasa hispida (wax gourd), 366 nucleotides long. Lineage: Eukaryota; Viridiplantae; Streptophyta; Magnoliopsida; Cucurbitales; Cucurbitaceae. The record is from RefSeq and is a predicted model, not a curated record.
AUGUCGAAUUUAAUCAUACAAUUGCUAGCUUUCGAUAAAUUUAACGGUGAAGGAUAUUCAAACUGGAAAUCCAACAUCAAUACAAUGUUAGUUGUGGAUGAUUUGAGGUUUGUGUUGAAGGAGGAAUGUCCUCCGAUUUCCAGUACAACGGCGAAUCAAAAUGUUCGGGACAUUUAUGAUAGGUGGGUAAGGGCUAAUAAGAAAGCUCAGGCCUACAUCUUAGCAACUAUAUCUGAUGUACUUAAUAAGAAAUAUGAGGUUAUGCCCACCGCCCAUGAGAUAAUGGCAUUGCUUCAGGAGAUGUUCGGUCAACCAUCAUCCUCUGUUCGACAUGAAGCCAUUAAGGUCGCUGUAGAUAUUGCAUGA